Molecule: messenger RNA, 1269 nt
Organism: Malassezia globosa CBS 7966
Lineage: Eukaryota; Fungi; Basidiomycota; Malasseziomycetes; Malasseziales; Malasseziaceae
Exons: 2
Coding region: 1-1269 (422 amino acids)
Biological process (GO): regulation of DNA-templated transcription
Molecular function (GO): DNA-binding transcription factor activity
Source: RefSeq, a predicted model, not a curated record
AUGACCGCAUCACAAACAAUAGAUUUUGAUCCUACGUUCGCAAUAUGCGCUGAGUCAGAGAGCCCAGCCUCUCUGAGUCCUAGCAUAGUUUCAACUUCUCCGGCUCCACCGACUCCGUCUUGCUCGCGGAAGCGGCCAGCCGAUUCAGAUGCGUCGUCACUGCCACAUUGCAAGGGGCGUCGCUCAUCAGAAGAAGAAAAACUUGCUCGGCGCCUGGCACGACAACAGCGAAAUCGCAAGUCUGCCCAGGUCUCUCGGGAAAAGAAAAAGGCAUAUGUUGAUCAGUUGGAACAUGACCUCGCAGUUCUUCGCGCCGAGAAGCAGGAGACUUCUCAGCGGGAGAAAGAGGCUAUUGAGAAGUGUGCAAAGCUUGAACUGAAAGUCGAAGAGUUGAGUGGAAAGCUACGUCAGUUCGAGUCCGUCUUUGAGGUUUGGAUCAAGCCGCAUCUACACGCCACUAAUGCUGGCUCGUUGGUGGCAUCUGCAUGUGGUGCUGAGUCUCAGUGUAUGAAGAAAGAGGGUGAAGAUUGCGAGGUGAACUCGUCUAUUUCUGAUGUUGUGCUAGCAACUGCAGCGCCGGCCGCUGCGCUGACCAUGGCUGGUCCAUCGAGUCCCAUCGACAGCAACUCGUCUGGACGCACUUGUCUUCCGGCAGACCACUCCGUGUCGUCGGCCUGUGCAGCAGCCAACGGCAGCAGCGUUGCUUCGGAGCACACAUCAGACACAGACGCAUCCAUCUUGCUCGAAGAACUCUCUUUCGACAACCUGUUCCCCAGCACCAUGCCGGAUGUUUCCCUCGACGCUCAACAUUUUGACGAGUCGAUGCACCCAUUCACCUCGAUAUCAAACACAGUUCCGAUCUUCCACUCUUCGACUUCGACUCAAGAUCCCGCAGGGCAGACUGAAGAUGGUUCUUCGAAAGUAUGUGAGCGUUCCAGCGAUGACAGCAUAAUUGGUCUGCCAUCCUCAGACCUAAGUCUUCUUAUCUCUCCUUUCACACCUUCAUCUGAUUCAAGCUGGCAAUCUAUGGAUGACGAGGCAUCUUUUCAUGCUUCUGGUGUAACUCCAACGGACAAAGCGAACGUGACCGAGCCUGUUGCACCCAUACUGUCAUCAGUGUGCAGCUCUAGCAAUCAACAGCAUCAGCUGUCUCACCUCUCACCCUGUGGAUAUUUGGAUGUGGAUCUACCUGUUGGUUCGGAGGCUUCUAAUAUCUCAUUACAUGAAUUGUUCCCGUCUGUCAACGACCAAUUUUUACCGUGUAUGUAG